This is a messenger RNA of Funneliformis mosseae, 372 nucleotides long. The record is from the annotation of a GenBank genome assembly. Lineage: Eukaryota; Fungi; Glomeromycota; Glomeromycetes; Glomerales; Glomeraceae.
AUGGGUCGAAAUGAAAUUGUACGAUAUGAUGAAUUGAUAAGUCGGUCAAUCGGUCUAAAUAGAAGAAAUGAACGGUUGAAUGAACGGUUGAAUGAACAAUCGGUAGAAUGGACAGGUCGAUUGAUUGUUCUAAAUAGAAGGUUAAAUGAACGACGGUUUGAAUGGACAGAUCGAUCCGUGGGUCAAAAUACAAAUGAGUGGUUAAAUGAACCGACACUUCGAGAUGAAAAUGACAAGAAGCUUAAUCCUAAAGAAGAAUUAGAGUCCUUUUUUACAAAUUGGACAAAUCGUGUUGAAGUAAUUGAAAAAUAUAAAGAGUUGGGUGUCGUUAAAAAGUUUGAAAUUAUUGACUUUUAUGAUUUUGAGCCAUAA